Toxotes jaculatrix (banded archerfish) is the source of this 2259-nucleotide messenger RNA. RefSeq names its product receptor-type tyrosine-protein phosphatase C-like. Bases 213 to 1859 code for a protein of 548 amino acids. The transcript is spliced from 15 exons. Gene Ontology annotation, molecular function: protein binding. The record is from RefSeq and is a predicted model, not a curated record. Lineage: Eukaryota; Metazoa; Chordata; Actinopteri; Toxotidae.
AAAAGACGUCAAAGGUAUAUUUCUGGGUGUAAGAUCACUCCCACUCAUUUAACUUGAGAUCAGAGGUGAGGUUUAAGGUGUGUCAAGAUGCUGUGCCACCACAAUUAGAUGACAUUUAUUUUCAGCAGUCAACAAAAAUAAAACAUACAAUUUCUUUGCAGAGUGGUAAUAUACUGUCCAGUGUGUGGCUGUUCACACCCUAACUCCUGUACAUGGCAGGUCUCUGUGUUCUCAAGAUCCUGCUGCUCUGGGCCGGGGUCAUCGGUUGGACCAAGUCCACUAUUCCCACUACCUCACCCAUACCCAGCAACCAAACGGACUCUCAAAACCUGACCUCACCUCCAGUCACCCAGCUCAUCACCACUGUGAUAACUACCACCCAAGCCCCACCUCAGUGUUCUUAUACUGUAACACCCAUCAAGUUUGGCUUCCAGUUUAACAUUACAAGCUCAACCACUGGUGACUACACCAUAAACAUUAAGGAUGAAGAUCAAUCAGAAACUGCAGAAAGUGUCACUGUUUACUCCAAUCAAACGUCAUCUCAUGACAUUAAAGACCUGAAGCCCUGUACUGAAUAUGAGCAUAAUGUGGCAUUUAUUGAUGCUGCUGGUCAAGAAAACCCCUGUGACUACACUGAAAGUCAAACAAGGACAAAUGAUAUAAAUGAAAAUGACAUCGAAGUUGAAGCCAACUGCAUCUCUGGACAUGUUUGUUACCGAUCUAAUUGGGACAUCAGCUCUUUACAGUCAACACCAGCUCCAGCUGAGCAAUGUGGCAAUAAAGUUUUCUGUUUCAAACCUGGUAUCAAUGACAUUUGCUCAGAUUUUACUACGACCCUCACAUCAGAAAACUGUGGGGACUCUUCCUUUAGCCUCACCAAACACAUCCCUGUUGGUUUCUUGAAUACAACUGAAAUAAGUCAGAAUGUUUCCAAACAAUUUCCUGUAAAAAUAGAAGCAACGUUGCCUCCAAACUGUAAAAACCUCUCCAUUGAUUACACCUGUAGGGAACAUGAUGGAGUCAACGAGCCUAAGAACCUGUCUGAGCUGGAGCCUUUCACAGACUACAUCUGUACUGGUCAGAUCAAGGACAACAAUGUCACCAUAGGAAACACAGCUGCUGUUGACUUCAGGAUUGACUGUGAUUUUACAAUAAAAAUCACAACGGAACGUGUUACUGAUACAUCCAUUGAGUUGGAAUGGGACACAACCAGUCGCAACUGUCAACAUGUCCUUCAAGGUCUUCAGAAGCUCUCCUAUGACUGCAGUUGUGAACGACGCCACAACGCUGCAGCUGAAAAGCAUGCAUCAGGAGGAACAUGUCAUAUUACUGGACUGAAACCAUGGAGAAUUUACACCUGUGAAGUCCAACCCAAGUACAACAACAAGGAAGCUGACAAAAAAGCUUCAGUUACACGGGGCACUGAGAGUGGAACACCAGACGAUGUUUUUCAUCUGAAGGCAACUCUUCCAGAGAAUAAUGUGAUUAAAGUAACCUGUGGUCAUCCAGAAAGCUUUCAUGGACCUGAGAACAUAUACAGAGCACGACUUCAUUAUGGCAGUGACACUCUGAUUCACAAAGAAAAUACAAAGUGCGAGUUUGAAUUCAAAGAUCUGCUCUACUCUACAUCCUACACAGUGGAGGUGACUGCUUUUAACGGAAUACAUGAGAGCCAACCCGAGACGAUAGAUGUUGACACUCUGUACAAUGACAAAGCUGUCAUUGGUUUUCUGGUCUUCAUGAUCAUCACAUUUUCUACAGUGGCUGUGGUGCUCUACAUGAUUUACAUUAAGAAGUGCAGAACGUCCAGAAAUGAUAUGAGGCUUGAAUCCACAGCAAUGAUGUUAAUGAAGAUGUGAUGCUUGAAUCCACAGCAAUUUACGUUAAUGUCAGACCUCCUGGAUGGCAUCACAAAGAAGCUCGCUGAUGAAGAAACGCCUGAUGGAGCUGUACAUCAAAUCACCCUUUACUCUUUACUCUGCUUAGUUAUGAAGAUGUUCAAUAUGUAGUAAGUCUCUUUGCAGUUUUAGAAUUUAUUUUCAAACUUUUAAUCAACUUCUCAUUAUUAGCUAAAAUCUCCUGUACUAUGUAUAUUCAGUUCUAUGGUCAUUUUCUCACUUUGUUACACCUGACAGUUUUAUCAUGUCUGUUGCUUUGAUGUGCACAUUGUACCAUGUUAGAAACUGUCCUUUUCUCAUUGCUGUUUUUAACCCCCUUGAGAGUCUGGCAAAAUAAAUAAAGUUACACCAGCUAAAUCCC